AUGGAAGAACUACAUUUGAUUCCAGCAAUGCUGUUGAUGGUCGGAAGUCUAACCGUUCAGCCUUUGGAGGACAGUGUACUGUGUCAGCUGAUGGAUACAAAAACGCCACCUGAAUGUGAUAACGGAUCAUAUAGAUAUAACUGUCUUGAGAACUGUGGAGCCUGUCUAGGAUAUAAGCAAUGUCAUCACAUCAAUGGGUCAUGUUUGGAAGGGUGUGACGCUGGGUAUGAAGGAGAACUCUGUACAACUGGUUGUUCGAGUGGAAAAUUUGGUAUUAACUGUGAGGAAGUCUGUAAUAAGAAAUGUGCUGUACCCAAUAAAUGCAAUGGAACGACGGGAGAAUGUGAGGGCGGAUGUCAGCCUGGAUGGGAAGGACUUCAGUGCAAACAGGGAUUUUAUGGAGAUGAGUGCAAAAAAGAAUGCAGUCUCUUCUGCAAGUCGUCACGUGACUGCAACCACGUGACUGGGUAUUGUAACGAAGGAUGUAUUGGUGGAUGGCAGGGUCUGAAGUGCUUGGAAGCUUUGUGCGUCUCUUUUACUGUCAUUUCAAUUUUGGUUGCCUACAUGUGUAUUAAUAGAAGGAGGAUCAAAGAGAGACAUGCGAAACAGAAGUACAAAGAAAACAAUUCGAUCAAAGCAGGAGGUUUGGACCUAUACAACAUUUCUACAGAAUCCAAUAGUGAUAACAAAUAUCAAGAGCUUGGUGAAUUGUCGCUGCCUUCAGAUUAUGAAGGACUCCGAUAA
Molecule: messenger RNA, 744 nt
Organism: Saccostrea echinata
Lineage: Eukaryota; Metazoa; Mollusca; Bivalvia; Ostreida; Ostreidae
Product: multiple epidermal growth factor-like domains protein 11
Exons: 6
Coding region: 1-744 (247 amino acids)
Source: RefSeq, a predicted model, not a curated record